Pocillopora damicornis (cauliflower coral) is the source of this 4406-nucleotide messenger RNA. RefSeq lists its product as uncharacterized. Gene Ontology annotation, cellular component: plasma membrane. NCBI's taxonomy places the organism in Eukaryota, Metazoa, Cnidaria, Anthozoa, Scleractinia, Pocilloporidae. Gene Ontology annotation, molecular function: symporter activity. The record is from RefSeq and is a predicted model, not a curated record. Gene Ontology annotation, biological process: transmembrane transport; carbohydrate transport.
AGGUUUACUGAGUGUUCUCCUUCCGCACUUGCCAGACUGGGAAACAUGCCAAGAAAAAUAAUAUUUUAUGGUCACUACUUUUAAGAAACUCUGGACUCUUGCGAUUUAUGCAUUUCAGCUCGUUGUGCUUCAUUAUACAGGCAAAACAUCGAUUGAGGUAAUAUGUAUUGUACUUGUGCAGUCAUCAAACUACUUCAGUGAACGUGAUAUGAAUAUAUAUUUAUAAUCAUGAUGGAAGAAAAAAAAAAACACUUGACUCCAUAACUAUUGAAUCAUGAUCCAUUUUUUUCCUACCAUGUAAGAUGUGUCGACAACUUUCAAUUCCAGAGCCCUCUGGCACUUUGAAUUUCUGUCCUUCAGAAUUUCUUAGCCAGUAAAUGAGCGAGACUUUUGCAGUUGAUAUUCAAAAAAUGCUGGAGCAUCUACAUGGGACCAAUCGUACUAAUCUAACCUAUAUGCGCAGCACAAUUCAUUCAGAAUGAUCUUCUUUCCUUUGCACCUCCGUUAUUAUGUUGGUUAGUGGGCAAAUUAAUAAUACCUUAUCCGAAUUUCACUCCUCGGGAUAAUCGUUGUGGUCAUAGAAGAAGCCAAUUUUUGGAAUACGAAUUUUUACUUUAUCCAUUUUGCAUGUAUGUGACUGCAAAAAAUACAAAUGAACUUUCUAACUAUAAAUUUAAAAGCCAAUUCACAACUUUGUUCAGAUAAUCUUUUUGCCUUGAUCAAAAGCUUUCGGAAAGCUUCGAACGAGUAAUAGGUACCAAUUUUCUGUGCACACAACCACAUUUAAGAUAAAAUUUUAAUUUUUAGCGCAAAUUUCCGGGAGUGGAUUCAGGUCAACAUAUCAUAAACGUGCAUGUAUGAUCUGCAAAGAAUACAUCGCUUGCCGGCGGGCAUGUUUUUAAAACAGUGUUCAAGAGUUCAAGGUCGAGUGCAAGUUUUUUUUCGUAGAAUUUUUUGGAAGGUUUUUGUUCGAAUUAUCACAUUCCUAGACGUUCCAAGAGGCCAAUUACGUAGGAAUUUAUAAUCAAGGGAUGCUUUUAUGGACAUGGUUAAGUCAUUUGGUACAAGAUUCAUAGUAACUACGUGACUAAAUCUGUAUCCAACCAAACUGUACCGUUUUCGGGUGGAUUGCGUACAGCUCGUUGCAUGUUAAGAUGCGAAGAAGAGAACGAAUAUUUUGCGCAGUAGGAAAUAUAUUCAUAGAACUCUGCCGGAAUCAUAAUGCUUCAUUUGCUCUCCUGUUUUUGAUGGAAGUCGUGGAACUGUCAGCUGCAGAUGUUGGAGUUAUAUUUUUCGUUGCGCAAUUAGUUGAUGCGUUCUUCGCAUCAAUUUCUGGUUACCUUGCUGAUAGGGUUGAGCUACCUUUUCUUUCAAAGAAACUCGGCCGACGAAAAUCUUGGCACCUUUUGGCAACAGUAUUGUUGUCCGUAGUCGUCCCUCUUUACGCCAACCGCUGUUAUCCCUGUAUUGGUAAUCAUCAUAGCUGGCUUCCAAUCGUCUAUUACGGCUUCUUGAAUUCUAUUUAUGGCAUAUUUGUCAUCAUUAUGGAAGUAAAUCAUUUGUCUUUCAUCGCUACUGUAGCGGAGUCCGUUGAGGAAUAUACAGCUAUAAGCACCUUGAGGACAAUGUUCAGCUUCCUAAGUGGCAUUCUCGUUUACACAGUCGCUUGGGGCCUUCUCGGACAAGACAAAGGCGAUAAUUUGGGACCUCACAGCCUUCCAGAGUUUCUGUACCUUGCGUGCAUUCUUAGUGGAACAGGAGUCUUCUUUGCAGCUUUUUUUCAUCUUGGUUUAAAGGAACCUCAAACACGCGUAAGAAGAAAGAGCACCGUAAAGGGUCUUUUGAAUUCUCCUGGAAUAUUCCUGACUGACUUUGGACCCGAAAAUGGCGACACUAUAAGAAGGAGCAUUGCUUACAAUUUUGUUGAUCUGAUUAUGGCUUCGACUGAAUAUGAAGAAAACCAAAGUGAGAUGGAGGGAGAUGGAAAAAGUAGGAGCCAUGAAUUGCCUAAAAGAAAACGAAGUCUACUUCAGACGUUGGUUAAUGCUCUAUUUUCUGACGGGAAGACUGACGACACUGGUCGAAAUCAGGAUCCGUUAAAAUCUGCCACAGAGGAUACCACAAAGAAUCCAAAAAUUGAGGAUUUAAAAAGACGAUUGGUUUCAGAAGUGCAGCAUCUAGAUCCUGAAAGGAAGAGGAGUCUCUUAAUGCGUGUGUUUGAUGGACUAAUGUUUGGAUUACAGCGGGAAGAGCGAGUGCAAUUAACGUGUGUUAAUGUUACUGGGGAUCAAAUUGCAAAGGACGGUGAAGAAGACGAAUAUGUAACUGGUGUAGAGUUCUUGGAGGCUGGACAAGGAAAGAUCGAAAAUUCCCCUGACGAAGGUGAAUGGACAGUGACCAACGAGGUGGGUCCCCCUGAAGGUAAAAAUAGAAACGAGGAGGCAGAAAUUGACAAAGAGGACCAAAAUAAAAUCAGUCUUGAUGACAUUACUCAGAGCUAUCCGAAACAGGAUUGUAGAGAGGAGGUAAGAGAUGACGGAGAAGACUAGAAUGAAAACAUUCCAGGGACAUCAUUUCGGACCAAACGUAACCAAAGAAAAUAUGGAAUCGUGCAUUUACCAGACGUUGGUGAAUAUAGUCUCUCCAACUCUGGAUUUGAAGAUGACGAAAAUGAUGGCGAUAGAAUAAAGAGCUUUUGUUAUGCAAAAGAAGAAAAGCAAAAAAAGGCUGUAACUUUCUUUUCUUCUGAAUUUUCCGAGCAGCCGUCAAUGAACGAGAUUGAACGUCAGGAUUUAAAUCUUGAUCACACGCCUGAGAAGAAAGUGAGUUUGGAUGUAUGCACUCAGAAUUAUCCAAAACAAGCUUGCAGAGAGGAUGAAAGAAUAGAAACUUUUGAGAGUACAAAUGAUUCGUCAGCUGCAGGAGAAAACCCUGAACUACUUGGCGUCCCUAUUCCUUUGAAAAAUGCAGAACCUAAGAGAAAACCCCCAAAACGAAUCAAAGAUUGGCUGAGGGAUCCAGGAUUGUAUAAGGUGGCUAUUAUUUUUGCAUGUACACGCCAUGCACAGGACUUUACGACCACCUAUUUGCCGCUUUUCCUCACAGAAACAUUGCGAUUUCCUAAGGAAUCUACCGCCUAUUUUCCACUCAUACUCUUGAUCAGUGGCUCUCUAGCGAGUUCAACAUCUAACAAACUAAACAACAAAAUUGGGAGUAAGUGGACUUACCUUUUGGCGGGUUUGUUAGUGAUUGGUAGUGCUGUUUGGAGCUUUUUCCAAACCAUCUCCAUUAAACAGUCAACUUAUGCACCAGUGGUCAUAAUAGGGAGCGGUUUGUCCAUUAUGCAUGUCAUGGCAGUUGUCUUCAUCAUUGAGCUGAUCGGGGAUAGUAAGGAAAACAGUGGAUCAGUGUUUGCCAUUAUCGAUGUGAUCACCAGAGUUUCAAGCGGUUUAAUUUUAAUUGGUAUACAGGAAUUUUACCCAGACGAAAGAACAAGCUCAAACGAUGCAGUUACCAUAUAUGUACGACAUGUGUUUGCAUUGACGACCGGAAUUUUAGCUCUGGUGGGAUCCCUCGUGGUUUUGUUUUUCCAACCGUAAAAGUUUAUCAACAGUACUAGAGUGGGAUGUUGAAAAUCAACCCUGCCAACCAUCGUCUCAUUUUCAAGUUCUUCAAUGUCCAGCUGAAGAAGUAGAGUCAGUCGACCACUCGGACACUUAUCACAAUAACCAUAAAGUUACGGUGCAUUUUUGUUCAGAGAACACAAAACUUUAAACUCGUUGAGAAUUGUAUUUAGUGUAACAGUUGGCUCAAUGGCCUUCCAAAGGUCACGCCCUUAAUUUCGUUUCACACACUUUGAAUCGUAGAUCUUUCUGUUUCAACUAUUAGGCUAGAAUGGAAGAAUUUGUGGAGUUAAUCCUGGUCAGACUACGUUUAUGUUUUACGAGGAAUUUAUUUGGGUGUCAAGGUAGGAGAAUAUCAUGCAUACAGAGGAUUACGGCUGAAGGUUUUUCAAAGUUUGACGUCAUACUUACCUUAGUUUUUAUUAAUGGUUGUGUAGUGUCUUUUGAUUAAGCAGUACUUUAUAAUUUCAAUCUUUGUUAGUUUUUGGUCUUCUUGAUUCAUCAAGGUAAGGACGCAAGUAAAUUAAUUAGUAGACUCUACGUGGAUUAUGGCUAUUGCGUUGUAUUGUAUCGCUUUUUGCUGCGCUAGAAGACAGUGCUUUCAAAGAGGGAAGAAUUUUAUAAUUUUAUGAAAACUAUGACUAAGUUAGACUCCCGCCUUAGUAGCCAUUAAUGGACUUUUUUAAAACCUAAAACUUGAAAAAUAGACUGUGUAUCGUGAAUGGCGAGGAGGAUUGUGUGAUCGAUAUAUUGCACAAUAGCUUGUUGAACUUCUCUACACGA